AUGGGAAGAAAAUCGUACCUGCUAGGCCUCUUGGGGCUACUUCUUAUUUCUUGUAAGUGUACUCUUGCUUUUUUUGCGUAAGGAAAAGUUGAGUUUUGCAAGUAUUUCAGUUCGCACAGUUUCCUCGAAUAAUUUUUAUGCUCACGAAAAAUUUUAUUUCGUUUCAAUGUACAUGAAAGCAAAUAGUCUUACGUCAGAUUUGCAGAGAAGGUUUCGGCCGUUUUGUUUUAAAAGUAAGCUUCAGAGUAUUCGGUCUGUGGGUAAUUGCAAAAUUCGAUACGUUUAUACUGUCAAGUCACGAUCGAUUGCCUUUCGAUUUCACCACUCACUUGUGUCGAUUGGAAAACUGUCCAUUAGCAACGUACUUAUUGGCAACGAUUUAGAUUCAUGUACGUCUACCGUCGGAAAAUAUAACUCGGAAAUUGUGGAUAUUAUGAAACGAAACACGGUCCCAAAGGAUAAUUUAGACUUGUAUACUUACAUUGAUGGUAUUGUUUAUUAUACAAUGUUUCUCUGGUAUAACUUAUUGACUUCCAUUACAUUUAAAUGAAUACUCUUAUAUAGAAAGUGAAUUUACAACGAAAUAUUACAUAGUUGAAUUAUUUUUCCAUAGAGUCACUAGAUAAUCUUUAUUAGAUUUCUAACUGAGAUGAUUUUGAGGGUUUGAGUUUUGGGAAAUCCCUUCUUUUUCAAAUCAUGUUGGAGUGGAUUAUUUGAAAAUUUUUAGGGUACACUUUAAUGCAUUUAGAUAUAAGAGGUGGCAAGAAGUUAUUUCUGAAACAGCUUUAGUGGAAAACGUCUGCAAAAGCUCUAAUUUGGGACGUUGCAUUGGCUAAUUGUUAGAAAAAGCACUCAAAACUUUUAAAAAUCCAGCCCUCGAGAUAUGUCAACCUGUGAUUGGAUACUUGCUAUCAACCAAUAGGAAUUGGCCAGAUAUGUCCAACAUCUUGAAGAUAAACAAAUACUUGUAGCUCAUAGAGAUUGUCAACUAUUUGAAAAGAAAUUGAAAGAAAUUUGUUUUUCUUCAACUUAUUUUAUUUUAUUUUUCCUUGUGCAAUUUUAAGUUUCAUUAACAAUAACAUUGUGGUCCACUUGAGCCCUUUGUUAUAAACAUUGUAGUUCUGUAAUGCAGGUUUUUGAGUUAAGGGAUUUUAUGUGUUGUUUUGUUUGUUCACCUUACAUACUUAAAAAGGUUUUCUCCAGAUGUUUCAUUUUCAGUUAAUGGCAUCUUAUUGUUUCAAAAGCAAGAGAAUUAAAAAAUGGAAUUAUUUUAUCUACUGAUGAAACAAAAUGUCUUUCAUGCUGUUUGUAAAAGAUACCUGUUUCAUGACAAUAAAUUAAUGUAAUAAUUACUUGGUACCAGAGCUCUUGAGUUGAUUUGCUGGCAGAGAUUGAAAUUUUGUCUGUAUAGCUUUUAAUUCUAAUGCUGUGGGCAUCAUUUUCAUGGGGGAAAAUUGUGAAGAAAUGAAGCAAUUCAGACUUUUCUUUCUUUAUUCUAAGCUAGAAUUUCCAUCACAGGAAAGUGUUUGAAGAAAGAACAAAGUGAAUAAGGAGUAAUUAAAUUAAUAUGGAUUAUUAAUUUGAUAGGUACUUUACAAAAGCAGCAGUUUGCCAUCUCAAAAACAAUAGUUUAAAUCAGAAACCUUAAAUGUGCUAGAAAUAGCAGUUUCUGUGUGAGAGUGUAAGACCAAAUUCAUUUGUGUGAAUUUUGAGAGCUCUGGGGAACAUGUGCAAUUGUUAAGUAGCAUCAUCUUUGUCUUGUUGUUCUUGGUAUCAACUUUUUGAGAUGAGAUUUUUGUCAGACUUUUCAUGGUAGACUUAAUAUUCCUGUUCCUUUUUUUGCAGCUUUUUGCUUGGCAGAAGAAGAAAAGACAGAAGAACCAACAGAGACAGAACCACCCACAGUAGAUGAAGAUGUUGGAAAAAGUAGAGAUGGAUCUAAGACAGACGAUGAAGCUGUCCAGAGGGAGGAGGAAGCUAUCAAACUGGAUGGUUUGAAUGUGGCCCAGAUGAAGGAACUUAGAGAGAAGGCUGAGAAACACACUUUCCAAGCUGAAGUUAGCCGAAUGAUGAAGCUGAUUAUCAAUUCUCUGUACAGAAACAAGGAGGUAGGAGAAAUUUGACAGCGCUUUCUAUUUUGACUAUUUUGGAUGUGUUAUGGCGUAAGCAAGAUCUGAGGAAAAAACCACUGGCUCUAGGAACUCUAAAAAGUGGAUGGUUGAUGGAUGAUGUUUAGCCAGAAUAUUGACUUACAGCCAAAAACUCCACCUUGCGUAAAGUUGAUAAAUUGUGUACAUUUUGGAAAGUCUUUAAUAUACAGUCAAAUCUUAACUGUAAUUUAAUGAAUGAGAUGGGUUAGUGUUGGGUUCUGAACAAGCUUAAAUUUCUUUGGCCAGUUAGCUUCAUUGGCCACCAUUCAAAAUUUGUCUUAAGCCCUACUUGUACAUGCAGCUUGAUCUUUAAAUGUGCACUUUUCGAAAUCUUGAAGGGUAGAAAUACAAGCUUUAUUCAUACUAUUAUACUGAACACUGUUACAAGAAAAUUUGUUGUAGACUUCUUGAUUAUUUCAUUAAUUUUGGUACCACCAGUAGAUGAUGUUAAUUUGUUCUUAGCAUUAUAUCGAUCAAAAAUAAAAAGAUACCUGGUAAUAAUCAGAGGUUGAAAUUAUCUUUUUUUCUUUCAGAUUUUCUUGAGAGAACUUAUUUCCAAUUCUUCUGAUGCAUUGGACAAGAUCAGAUUUUUGUCACUUACGGACAAGUCAGCCCUUGCAGCCACAGAGGAACUGUCAAUUAAGAUCAAAGCUGAUAAGGAGAACAACAUCCUUCAUGUUACUGAUACUGGCAUUGGUAUGACAAAAGAUGAUAUGGUCAAAAACCUGGGUACCAUUGCCAAGUCAGGAACAAGCGAGUUUUUCCAGAAGAUGGCGGUGAGAAUUUUUUCUGUACUUCCUUUUAAUUUUGGUGUAAAAUUGUUGGGAUUUGACAGAAAGCGGAAAUUUGGAGCAGGAAACCGUAGUAAUCACCCUGCCAUGGCUUAAAUGUAGGCCUUUGAUGCAGAGUGCAGCACACGCCAACCAAAUUAGGACUUUUAUGGUGUGGAUGCUUACAUUUGUAGAUUUGAUGCAAGUGUCUGGUAAUUAUGUCAGCUUAAUUGUUCAUAGCAAUAUUCAAAACCCCACUUGUGUACUCCCUUUUUCAAGGUCUCCCUUACAGUUAUGUUUUCCCACAGUCAUUUUUUGCAUUGCUGAGUGUUACAUUAGUCAUUUUGCUUUUGUCCCCAUAUCCUUUAAGCUUUACUAUAUUGAAUCUUCAGGAUGCUCAGUCUAGUGAUCAGGCAAGUGAUCUUAUCGGUCAGUUUGGUGUGGGAUUUUACUCAACUUUCCUUGUUGCCGACCGUGUGAUUGUAACAUCCAAGCACAAUGAUGACAAGCAGUACAUUUGGGAGUCUGAUGCAGCUUCCUUCAGCAUCACAGAGGAUCCUAGGGGUGACACCCUUAAGAGGGGAACAACUGUCAGGUGAUUAUAUCCACUUUUCAAAGUGCGUUAAACAAUCUUUCCAAACAUAGUGUAUGCAGGGUGAUUUACCAGUAUGUGGUAUAUUUAUCAAACACUUUGGCCUUUGGCUUUGAAGAAAAGGUGAAGCUUGGUUCCUUCUCACUGUUUUCUCCUUGUUCCUGACACCAGUUCUUUUCCUCUGGUGUUGUUGCCUUAUUUUGGCAGUCAUUGUGAUCAUCUAUUUCACAAUCAUUUAAUUUUUUUUUUUUUUUACCCUUUAUUUUAGGAAAAAUAUUCCUAUUAUGUCUAAUGUUGUAUUUUUUGGGUAAAAUAUUUGUUUGAAUCUGUGCAUUUUAAGCACAAAUGUGUGUUUUUCCUCCCCCCUUCCAUCCUUCACCUAGUUUUCAAAGAGUAAAAAAAAUGCUUUUUUAAGAAGCAAGAUAAUGCCUCAUUAUUUGAAUUAUUUGAUUAUGUAUAAAAUUGUGUUUUGUCCCAUAGCCUUCACCUAAAAGAGGAAGCUCGUGACUUCCUUGAGCCUGACACCAUCAAAGACCUUGUCAAGAAGUACAGUCAGUUCAUCAACUUCAACAUUUACCUGUGGACCAGCAAGACAGAGGAAGUGGAGGAACCAGUCGAGGAGGAAGCUGCUGAAGAUAAGAAAGCUGAUGAAGCUGCUGAAGAUAAGAAAGAUGAAGAGAAGGAAGAGGAGAAGAAAGAUGAAGACAAAGAAAAGGAAGACAAGGAUGAUGAUGCAGAGGUGGAGGAGGAAUCCGAGGAAAAGGAGAAGAAACCAAAGACUAAAAAGGUUUGUCUGCUGCAGGUUAAGUAACCCUUAACACCCUAGCACCAGUUUGCAAAUUCUCCACACUGUUCUUUAAAUGUUUUCUUUGUCACUUUCAUGAAGAAUUUACUCAAUGAUCAAGAGCCUUUUGACCUAGCCAUCAUUUCUUUUAUUCUCAUCGCGUUUAUGUUUAAUUCACAAAUGAUACUGUUGGGAGAAAUAAGAUGCCUAUCACUGUCAGGGUUUGAAGUGUGAAGGAACUUUUCUCUCUAAGAGAGUAGGAGGAUUAACCCUCAUAGGAACUGUACCUGUGGCAAACAAAUUAUCUGUAGAAGGAAGUUUUACUGAAAUGUGUUUUGCAAAUUUAAACUUACAAAGUUACAGUUGGAUGGAAAUUAAUGAAGUCACCUUUUUGGUACUUUUGUUUAUUUUUUGAUGUUGUUGUUUUUCAGGUGGAAAAGACUACCUGGGACUGGGAACUUAUUAACUCAAACAAACCCAUCUGGAGCCGAAAACCCAAAGAUGUCAAAGAUGAAGAAUACAAUGAAUUUUACAAAUCGUUCACUAAGGUAUCUUCUGGAACUGUGCUAUGUGUUGUUCUGAAAGACUGAUUUAACUUGUACAGUUGUUAUUGAGUAACAAACCAGUGUGUAACUUGGAAUUCUGUGAUCUAAAGUUUCUUUUCACUUUUUGACUUUUUUCUUGGAUUGUUUCUUUCCCAUGCCAUGAAAAAUCAUUUUAUAUUAAUAAGAAAGAUGAAGAUAAAAAAUCUGUGAGUCAAUAAGUCAGUAAAUGUGUAACUAUAGAGGUUUUGUGUGGAACGUAACAAUUUGUGCUAUCUUUCCAAGUUGUUUUAUUUGUGGUAAAGGUGUACGCUUUAUGGUUGCAUGGAGUAUGUCAUAGGUUGAGUAAAAAUGUACUUAAAAAUAAUUUGCUGUCUAUUGCACUAACUUUCCAAAAUUUCAUGGUUUUAAAUGACACCAAUACUGUAUUACAUAUUAACAAUGAAUGUUAUUUAUCAGGAUCAUGAUGAGCCUCUUGCCAAGACCCACUUUGUUGCUGAGGGUGAAGUCACAUUCCGUUCAAUCCUCUAUGUGCCAAAAUCUGCUCCAAACAACCUUUUCUCUGAAUAUGGCAAGAAGAUGGAUCAGAUCAAGCUGUAUGUGCGACGUGUCUUCAUCACUGACAACUUUGAAGAUAUGAUGCCCAAGUAUCUUUCCUUCAUCCGUGGUGUUGUGGAUUCUGAUGACCUGCCUCUCAACGUCAGUCGUGAAAAUCUUCAACAGCACAAACUUCUGAAGGUGAUCAAGAAGAAGCUUGUACGAAAGGCUCUGGACAUGAUCAAGAAGAUCCCCAAGGAAGAAUACAUGGAUAAAUUCUGGAAGGAAUUCAGCACAAGGUAUAUAAUUUUCUGGCAUUAUUUUUUUUUCUUUUUUUGUUCAGCCUCUUCACGUUUGCCCAAAAAUCAAAGCUGCAAGAAUUGAUCUCAUCCUUGAUUUUUAUUAGUUUCAAUAGUUUCCUUGGAUUGAAUCUCCUUGAAAUAAACUGAAAUUUUUGUUUUCAUUGUAGCAUCAAGUUAGGUGUGAUGGAGGACCACUCCAACAGGACCAGAUUGGCCAAAUUGCUCCGAUUCUUUUCUUCUAAUUCUGAGAAGGACAUGACAAGCCUGGCUGAUUAUCUUGAGAGGAUGAAGGAAAAACAAGACGCAAUCUAUUUCAUGGCAGGAACCAGCCGAAAGGAGGUGAGAUCCUGCACAAUAAUACAAAUCAGGCCCAGUUGUUAAGAGGAUGACAGUGCUCUUCAGUGGAUAAAUCACUAACCAUCUAGAUUUAUCCAGUGGAUAGGGUUAUCCACACAACCAGGGCCAGCUGUUAAAUACUCUCAUACCAGAGCUGAUUGCAUGAUUAGGUUAGUUAUCUUAUGAAUGGAAAGGUUGUAUCUGAAGAGCUUUUCCCACUUUGCUUGAGUUGUUAGUUGGUUAAAGAUAAUGCACUAAGGUUACUUCAAAAAAUUCUGCUCAAGAGUUUCAAAAUUUUGAAUAUUUUAUCAUUUUUAAGCUUUACAGUGAUAUAUAUUUUUCCAUGGUCUCUUUCAAAGUAGUGUGCAUAUGAAAAUUUUUCCAGGAGGCAACCUAAUUUGUUGGUAGUAACUUUAAUGUGCUUGUAUACUUCACAUGUAAAGGUUUUGUUGUACCUACAUGUAUAUAUAUAAUUCUAUACAUAUUGAUGCACUGUUGUCAUGUUUAUUUAAAGGUUGAAAGCUCUCCAUUUGUGGAACGUCUGCUCAAGAAGGGUUAUGAAGUGCUCUACUUAAUUGAGCCAGUUGAUGAAUACUGCAUCCAGAGUCUGCCCGAGUUUGAAGGAAAGAAAUUCCAAAAUGUAGCCAAGGAAGGUCUGAAGAUCGGAGAAGAAUCAGAGAAACAGAAGAAGAAGCUAGAAGCCUUGGAGAGCACAUAUGAGCCUCUGCUAAAAUGGCUGAAGGAGGACGCUCUGAAAGAUCUGAUCGAGAAGGCUGCCAUCUCACAGCGAUUGGAUGAGUCACCCUGUGCUCUUGUUGCCAGCUCUUAUGGUUGGUCUGGAAACAUGGAACGAAUUAUGAGGUCGCAGGCUUAUGCCAAGAGAGAAGACCCAAGUAACGAGUAAGUGGGAAGGAACUUUAGAAACCAUUAUCAUCAAAGUUGAUAGGCUGCAGAUUACUUAUCCAGUCUAUUUUUUGUGGUGCACAUGCAUAGUUCAUGUAGUUGUAUUCUUUAACUUCUGAAGUCAAGUUGGUUUUCUUUGCUGCAGCCAUUAGGCAAGGUUGUCAAAAGAAGAUGGCAACUGGUGCAUUUCCCUGUCUACUCUGAAAAACCUGUCAGUUAUUUCAAAUGCUUGUGGCUCAGUUUUCAGUAUGGGGGCAUGGAAAUGUGCUGCCUACAUGUACUUUGUAUCAUAGCUGGUUACUCAAAAUCUUUUUGACAACCUGGUUUAUGUUGCCAAAGUAUCUGAGUGUUUGAUAGGACAUGCACAUUUGUGCCAACAACCUUUUCAUUUUAAAAUGGCAUGGAUUUUCUUGCUACUUCCCUUUCCCAUUUGCCAUGCAUUCCACCUGGCAUAUGUUAGUAAAAAGUAGCUACAGUGAUCUGGCAUGAUAGUUAAGACCAACUGUUAUGUUAAUGAAGCUGGUGUUACUGUUACUGCCAUCAUUUCACUCAUCGCAAACUUGUUUCAAAAUCAAGACCUUAUUAUACUCUGUUGUUCACGUUUCUGCAUUUGACCACCUCCCUGAACCAGAGAUGUUGUUUUUGUUACCCAUAAACUGAUUGCUCUCAGGAGACAAGGGGUUGAUUGAUUUUGUACAAAAUUUCUUUCAGAUAUUAUGCCAACCAAAAGAGAACAUUGGAGGUUAACCCAAGACAUCCAUUGGUCAAGGAACUUCUGAAAAGAGUGGAAACUGACAAAGAGGAUAAAACUGCCAAAGAUCUUGCCCGUGUGCUCUUUGAAACUGCAACUUUGAGAUCUGGAUACAUGGUCAAGGUUGGUGUAAUUAGCUUUAACUCUUGACAGCCUAACAUCAAUACCCAUAUUCUCCUUGCUGUUCUCUAUAGAUUUUCUUUGGUACCAACAAUGAGAAUUUGUGUAAAAAUGAGAAUUUGUGUAACAAUGAAAGCUUCCUAGCUUGGUGAUCAUUCCCACAAUUCUUAUUGUAUUAAAAAUGACUCCGCAUUAGUAAUGUUAGGAGAAAUUAGAUGCAGGUCAAUCUAAGGGUUCAAAGAGUUGUUAGCCUGCGAGAAGCUCAUGCUCGUGGACAGAAAUGAGACGUUUGAUUCAGACUGGCUACUCUUUCAAUAUGAAAGCCCUCGUCAUCAUCAGCAAAAUGGCCUCUUGUGCAGCAUCUCACAGUGUCUCCUACGCGGGUUAAUCAAUUGCAAUAUCCACGGUUGAUAAUUUGCUUAAUUCCUGUGAAUUGUUUACUUGAUGUAUUAGAAUUGAAAGAAGAUUUUGAGUAGUGUUCGUUCUUAUAAUUGAGGAAAUUAAGUCUGCAGUGGUACAUAUUCAUUUACAUUGUGAAUCUUUGUUCAGGACUCCCAGGACUUCGCUGGACGUAUCGAACGCAUGCUUCGUCUUAGCAUGGGAGUAGACCUGGAAGCCAUGGUGGAACCCGAAGAGGAAGAGGCCGAGGAGAAGGAGGAAGAAGACAAGGACACGGAGGAGGUUGAUGCAGAGGGAGACAAAGAUGAGGAGAAGACAGAGGAGGAAUCAGCAGCCAGCGAAGAGACACCAUCAGAAGGAGAGACAAAGACAGAGGAGAAAGAAGAUGAAGUGGAGGUAAACUACAAAUAGUUAGUCUGUCCAUAGAUGUUCGAUCAUUUCAGGGAGGAGGGAGGGGGGUAGGGAGGUUGAGAGGGAAGCUUAGCGACGUAUUACUUUCCAAGUAGUGACACUUACGUGUAACAGGUCAAAAGAAAACCAAAAUUGCCCCAAAGUAUUAAACGCCCAAGUUAAAAUGUGUAUCAGUUGAGUUGUCAUGCCGAAAGUUGAAGAAGAAUGGUCCAGAAUGAAAUAACACCACAUUUUUUUUCCUUCUAGGGAGAAUCAAAAGAAGCCCCGGCUGAAGCAAAGGACGAACUUUAACCACUCAAAGAAUACUUAAGAACUUUGUUAGACUUUAUUACAGUUUGGAUGCGUUCGAGAGAUGGUGCUGUUUGUCGCGGUUGUACAAAAAUAUGGCGGCCUAAGCCUCUUCGGAAUGAGUAUAUUUAUAAGAAACAUGUCAGAUUUUCGGGAAAAAUAUAUUGGAGAUGCAUUUUUUUGUAAGCUGCUUCAUGUUUUUGUUUCACCAAGUCACUUAGAAUCUUGUAAUUUCGUAUACAAAAACAAUAAAAUCGGCGUUACAAAAGAUAGAUCUUUUCCCUGAACCUCUACUGAAGUUGAUUCCCUUGUCUGCGCGUGCCACCUUAUUGGUUAAAUUUCUUGUGCUGUGAAUUGCAUUCUUGAAAAGAAUAGUUUUAGACAAGGUUAAUAAAAAUUCAUUUAUAUGAAACUGUCUUGAGUAUGU
Messenger RNA from Pocillopora meandrina, 9312 nucleotides. NCBI's taxonomy places the organism in Eukaryota, Metazoa, Cnidaria, Anthozoa, Scleractinia, Pocilloporidae. The record is from the annotation of a GenBank genome assembly.